Molecule: messenger RNA, 300 nt
Organism: Arabidopsis thaliana (thale cress)
Lineage: Eukaryota; Viridiplantae; Streptophyta; Magnoliopsida; Brassicales; Brassicaceae
Product: Plant self-incompatibility protein S1 family
Exons: 2
Coding region: 42-209 (55 amino acids)
Source: RefSeq, marked reviewed
CGGUGGAUUCACCUGAGAGUUCUUUAAAUUUCACCAAGCAUAUGGAUCAAGCUUGGAUAAUCUCACAGAAAUUUACAGCAUUCAAGCUUUCUGGUUUUAUGGAUGAAGGAGGUAUAUGGGACUGGAGAGCAAGAGAAGAUGGAAUCUAUUUAGACAAAGAAGGCGGCAAACAUAUUGGAAAAUCGAUUAAUAUGCAUAAAAGUGUAUGAUUGGUUAAAUUAAAAAUAUUUAACAAUCUAUGUAAGAACAAAAAAAAAUGUUAUAUUAUCAUCUUAAAACUAGUAAAUUUAUACAUAGAAA